Molecule: messenger RNA, 3226 nt
Organism: Pomacea canaliculata
Lineage: Eukaryota; Metazoa; Mollusca; Gastropoda; Architaenioglossa; Ampullariidae
Product: proteolipid protein DM beta-like
Exons: 7
Coding region: 152-976 (274 amino acids)
Biological process (GO): neuron projection development
Cellular component (GO): plasma membrane
Source: RefSeq, a predicted model, not a curated record
UUCCCCGUAGUUUCCCUCAGAAGCGCCCCUACAGUCGGAAGUAGAAAAUCGUUCAAACUGGGGCUACGAUCUGCAGCUUUGUACACUUUCGAAUUAGAAAAUGUAAUAAGGAAGAGGUCAUUGAGCUCUGUAAACCUCGACGACUGAAAAGAUGGGAGGAUUUUUUGAGUGCGUUGGGCGGACGCCCUUUGGGUCAUUGCUGGCAUUCUUGAUGGUGAUCGUCGGGGUUGGAGUGUAUUGUGGAACACUAUACAGGGCUCUCACCUUGGUCAUUGAAGGCAUUCUUAAUCAGCUGUUUGGCUUCAGUGUUACAUGGCUGGAAAUUAUACGAGUCAUGUUUGUCAUCAUAGCAGUUGUCAUGGGCCUUUUUGCUAUUCUUCUUCUCAUCUUUGGCUUCCUGGCAACAGGAGCCACACGAAAAAAUGUCUACUCAGGGCCCAGGUGCAUUAUGGGAGGCAGAAUUUCUGCAGGAUUUUUAAUCAUCAUAUCCUACCUGCUAUGUGUGGGGUGGAUUGCAAUCGUCUGCAUCAACCUUGUGGCAGUGGUAGGUUAUGCUGCUACUUCGGCCAUCUGCUCGCAAGAGAUCUACCGCCACACUGCUCAGGAGCUGACUGACCUUCACUAUUGCUUUAACAUCACCAGAUUUGGUAUUUAUCGCAAUCUCAGUUACUCCUCCACAGAAAGUAUUCCAGGGUCAGAGACAAUUUGUGAACACAGUGAGCUUCGGACUUUGUGCGACAGGGUGACUGAAGCAGGACCUUUGUUUUGUGUCGCCUUUGGAGCGUCUGUGGUCAUUGUAUUUGGAAUGAUUCAAUAUCUGAUCUGCCUGACUGCAAACUACACUCGCAUCAAGAUCUCCAAGGAACUGACUGAGUACAGAGAUGCUGUGGAGAUGGAGGAGCUAGAAGUCAAUCCCAGCUUCAUUCAGAAAGGCCCUCCACCCUAUCUUGGUGAUACGCAUUCUUCUUUAAGCUAGUUCUUUAAAGGGAAAGGGCAGAUGAUGGCCACAUCUAAUUGUUGUCUUUAGUAAAAUAGAUUUGUGCAAGGUAGAGUGAUUGCUCUGUGACUAGAUGUAUACAGAGUGAUUGUAAAGUGAGUGCUCACAAAAUUAAUGCUGUAAUGUAUGAUUUAUUUGUUGUUAGUGGGCUAAAUGUGUGACAUGAUUGGGGUUUUUUUGGCACUUUUAAUGGAGGCUUUGUGAAAGACAUUUGUUUAUCUUAAGUUGGCUGUGUAUUAAGUGGACUUACAGAUUUCUGUGUACAAUUUAUGAGGAUAACCUUAAAUAAUUUUAUAAAAUGUUUUAUCUGUAGAUCUCAUGUUUUGUAUCCACAUUUCCUGAGCACAUAUAUUAGAAAUGGAACUAUGGCAUGUGUAGUGAAUGAAAAGUGAGGAAAUACAUGUUUUUUAGACUUUCCUUGGCAUAAAUUCCUGUGAGAGAGAGAAGUGGAGGGUUUAUAUAUACUGCAUUAUUGACUUUUGAACAUUCCUUUCAAGGAUUUCCACCAGAUUCUACAAGGCAGCAACAUUUAUUGCCUUUGAGGAGUUUAUUUGCUUUUUGUGUAAUCAUUUAAAUCAUUAAAAAUGUUCUAAUUAGUAUGACCAUAAGUAAGAAACCAUCUUACUGUGCUUUCUUGAAGAUAGCAUUGAAUGUCAUUGGGGAAAUUUUCUGUUGAACAAAUCUUCAUCUUGUGUGUUACAUGAACAAAUAUGUAGUAAAUGAGCAUUUUCAUAUGGUUCUUGAGAACAUUAGAACAAACUAUUGAUUCUGUUUCCUAAACUUGCAAAGGGUUGUAAAAGAUACUAUUGCUCAUUUUGGCAUCUUUUUUCUUGAAAAUGUGUUUAGUAGGUAGUAAGUAUUUAGUCUAUAUUCUACUACAUUGAAUAUUAUGAAUUAUACAUUUGCCUUGCUGUAUGUUUGUGAUAAAGAAAGUAAAUAUUUGGUUUUGAGAUCUUAUGUGCCUUUUCAUUGCAUAAUUUAUAUUAAUCAGCUGUGUAGUUUUUCUGUUCUCAUGUGGGAAGUAAGACCAAGAUGGUUAAAAAAAAUACUGGAAGGAUUACAACCUGUUUACAAGUAUUAUACAUAUCUUUAAUCUCUCUUCACUGAAAAACUAAAAUUUGAAAAUAAUUUUAUAAGCAAAAUUAUUGAUACAAUGGUGCCAUUGUUGUUUCAACACUUUGACCUGUUUAAGUUUCCAGUAAGGGGAAGAUUCCUUUGUGAAAGAACCAGUCUCUGUUAGUGGACAGAAACAAUGCUGUGGCUUCCAAACAUAGAGAUAAAUAUAUUUGAGAGAAUCUAGAUCAUGUAACUGGAAUGAUUUUUUUUUUUCAUCUAGGCAAUUGACUAUGUAGAGUUCAUCUGCAACUAAAUAUUUGUAAUGUGUAUUUGUUAACUGACAACCUCUUUUGGUCUUCAUGCUUGUGUGUGUGUGUAAUUUUUUUGUCUUUCAUAUUUCCAGACUCAUUAGGUCAUCUCUCAUGUUAUUGUCUGACCACUUCUGUUUUAGUCAGGUUUUUUUUAAUCUGCCCUAUUGUUUUAGACAUGUACAGAUGUUUAUUUUUAAAAAUUAAUAAUUAACUUCUUGAUUUCAGUUGUUGAACAUGUACUGUGCUAGGAAUUACUUCAACUAUAGGUAGGUUACUCUUACCCCACCUGUUGUCCUCAUGAGCAGGAUUUAGUUGCUGAUGUCCUGUAAUCACUGAUUUGCUGUAUGAUAGAAAAAUUAUUUGUGCAACAACAUUGCAGAAAUCCUAUUUGAUCCUAAUAGAAAAUGUAUUAACUACAAGUUUGCUCAUAGAACUGAUGUGAGCAACUGAUAUAUCAGACUUCUAAUUGGUUAAACUCAAUGGUUUAAUGAAAGACAGAGGGAUGCAGGAAGGUAAAGCAAUGAGGGAGAGGAGAUGUGCACUGCCGUCACUAAAAGCUGGACGAGAAAAGGUGGUCUCACCUCACUCCUCGACAUCAGAAAGGUUAGGGGAAGAUCUUUACCUUUUUUAUUUUUCUCAUAAAUUAGCAAGCACCCGUUUGAAAAUCUAUCCCAGACUCUAUCUCAGGAUAUCUGACACAUCUAUAUAGACUUUAAAAUACUGUGUUUAUAUUUUACUGUUUUACUUUAAUUACUAUUUUCUACAAAAGUCUUGCUGGUGUAUGUCCAAAAGCAUUUUUGUUUCUUUGGGGAGGGAGUUUGAACAGAGGUUUACAAAUAAAAAUAGUAAUGAUGAAAACGAU